Messenger RNA from Colletotrichum destructivum, 2242 nucleotides. RefSeq names its product Putative DhaK domain, DhaL domain, dihydroxyacetone kinase, DhaL domain superfamily. Gene Ontology annotation, cellular component: cytosol. Gene Ontology annotation, molecular function: glycerone kinase activity; ATP binding. NCBI's taxonomy places the organism in Eukaryota, Fungi, Ascomycota, Sordariomycetes, Glomerellales, Glomerellaceae. The record is from RefSeq and is a predicted model, not a curated record. Bases 333 to 2111 code for a protein of 592 amino acids. Gene Ontology annotation, biological process: glycerol catabolic process. The transcript is spliced from 2 exons.
CCACUUACCGGAGGAACGAGCUCGGGUAGCGAGCAUGGCACGUCGUCAUGGCUGUCCAAUUUCUCGGUUCUCGGGACCCCGACUUACAUAGAGUCUGGCUCUUCCCGGCGUGAGUGACGAAGGUUCACUUCUUGUCAUCCCCAUCAAUUCCUCCGUGUUUUUAACGAACCGUCCGAACUGUUCAUCUUUCUCAUCUUCAUAUACCCCGUCAACCUAUUUCUCUUCACCCCACCCACCUCGAAGGUCAUCUUAUUUCAUCUCAUCACAUCCCAUCCCGCCCCGCACACUCGACGCGAUCCCCGAACCUCCCUUCCUCCUACUCUUCGCCCAGGAUGUCGACCAAACACUUCAUUAACGAUCCCACCAAGCUGGUCAACUCGGCCCUCCACAGCCUGACCCUCACGAACCCGAGCCUCGCCCUCGACAAGUCCAACAAGAUCAUCUACCGCCGGCCGGACCCCAAUGCCGCCGCGCAGGUCUCGGUCAUCUCGGGCGGCGGCUCAGGCCACGAGCCUUCCUUCUCCGCCAUGGUCGGCCAGGGCCUCCUCUCCGCCGCCGUCGCCGGCACCAUCUUCGCCAGCCCUAGCGCCGAGCAGGUGCGUACCGCCAUCGCCUCGCGCGUCGACACCGCCCAGGGCGUCCUCGUCACCGUCAUGAACUACACUGGCGAUGUGCUCAACUUCGGCAUGGCUGUUGAGAAGGCCCGCGCCGCCGGCCUCCCCGUCGAGAUGGUCGUCGUCGGCGACGACGUCGGUGUCGGCCGCACCAAGGCAGGCAAGGUCGGCCGCCGCGGCAUCGCCGGCACCGUCCUCGUCCACAAGAUCGCCGGCGCGUUGGCCGCCCAGGGCAGGUCGUUGGCCGACGUCGCAAAGGUCGCCCGCCUGACCGCCGAGAACCUCGUCAGCGUCGGCGCGAGCCUGGAGCAUGUGCACGUCCCCGGGCGCGCCAUCCCGAGCGGCGAGGACGAGGGCACCUUGCGCCUCGGCGAGGCCGAGCUCGGCAUGGGCAUUCACAAUGAGCCCGGCUCCGGUCGGGAGAAGGCUGACCUGCCGGGACUGGUGGGCAAGAUGCUCGCGCAGCUGCUGGACCAGGGCGAUGAAGAUCGCGCGUUUUUGAAUGUCAACUCGAACGAGGUCGUGCUCUUGAUCAACAACCUCGGCGGCGUGAGCGCGUUGGAGCUGGGCGGCAUCACGGCCGAGGUCGCCUCGCAGCUGGAGGGCAGCUACGGCAUCCGCCCCGUCCGAAUUCUGAGCGGGACGUACAUGACCAGCCUCAACGGCCUCGGGUUCAGCAUCUCGCUGCUCAACGUCGUCAACACGGACAUCGGAGGUCCCAGCAUGAUCCAGCUGCUGGACUUCCCCACAGAGGCCACCGGUUGGUCGUCUCCUAUCCUCAAAGAGACUUGGGAGGCCAAGAACGAGGCCACGAGGGAGCAGGAGGCGGAUGCCGGCCAGGCGACCAAGCCCAGCGACCUCAAGUACGACGCUGCUGCCGCAACCAAGGCCAUCACGGCCGCCCUCCAAAGGGUCAUUGCGGCCGAGCCCGAGAUCACAAAGUACGACACCGUCGUCGGGGACGGCGACUGCGGCAUCGGUCUGAAGAGAGGAGCCGAAGCCAUCCUCAAGCACAUCUCGCAGAAGCCCUUGACGGGCGAUGCCGUCGUCGACCUCGCCUCCGCGGUCCCCGUGGUGGAGAACACCAUGGACGGCACCUCGGGCGCACUGUACGCCAUCUUCCUCAACGCCCUCACCGGCGCCCUGCGAAGCCUCGCCCCCGGCGCAGCCGACCCGGGCGUCUGGGCUGCCGCCCUGAAGCAGAGCAGCGACGCCAUGUCGCGGUACACACCCGCGCGUCCGGGCGAUCGUACCCUCGUCGACGCGCUGUACCCCUUCGUCGACGUGCUCGGGCAGACGGGCGACGUGAAGAAGGCCGCCGAGGCGGCGCGGGCGGGCGCCGAGAGGACUAAGGGCAUGAAGGCCAGCCUGGGCCGGACCGUCUACAUCGGCGGCUCGGGCUUUGAGCAGGUGCCCGACCCCGGCGCGUGGGGUCUGAGCUGCUUCUUUGCCGGUUUGGCGGGCCUCGAGGGCGAGGACGGCUGGGAGAAGCUGUAAAGGGUGUUAUGGCGGGUCUGGUCUGAUAUCAGUUCAUAUUGCGCCUGUAGGAUAUCCUUGUGUUUUUUUCUUUCCUUCUCUCUCAAAAUUUCCUUUUUUCACUUUUUUCUUUCUUUUUUUAUUGUAAUUCU